GUCGCCCGUCGCCGCUCCGCCAGUCACGGCUGGAGCGGAACGGCGCGCGUCUGUUCGCUUCUUUCAUCCUUUCUUUUCACCGUACCAUCAUCGUCUUCCUCCCGUUGCGUCGUGUCAUGUUCUGAAGUGCGAGGGUGUGCGCGCACGAGCGAGCGAGCGAGGAGGUCGACCGCGGAGCUUCGACGUGGAGCGUUCACCCGAAGGAGACACCCGCGCGCCAAGAUGGAAUUGACCUCUGGAUUUAACCGAUUUAGGCGAUUUAGCAGCAAUUAAGAGCAGUACAAUUCAUUAAAGGAAGGUGCACAUCUUUACCUCCAUCAGUUCUAGGCUUUUAUUGUGAUUCGGACUAUUCGGAAGUUUUCUAUAUUUCUGGGCAAAACCUAGAACUUCAUCAACAACGUCAGCGAUAUUUCAUUAGUCAAGAAUGGCGAUGCAGAAGAUGAGAAGACAAGGGCAAGACGUCAUGCAGGUGAAUCUAGCAGGUAUUAGGCGAGAUAUUAUGAAUCUUGCCCAUAACUACAGCAAUGCCCAGAAAGCUGUACGAAAAGCUACUAGCAAUGAUCCUUGGGGUCCAAGUAGUACACUUAUGGCAGAAAUUGCCGAUUUAACAUACAAUGUCGUAGCAUUUACGGAAAUUAUGCAAAUGUUAUGGAAAAGAUUGAAUGAUCAUGGAAAAAACUGGCGACAUGUAUACAAAGCCUUAGUUCUCUUAGAAUAUCUUAUCAAAACAGGAAGUGAAAAGGUAGCGCAACAGUGCAAAGAAAAUAUUUUUGCCAUCCAAACCUUAAAAGAUUUUCAAUACAUGGAUGGGCAUAAAGAUCAAGGAAUUAAUGUGCGAGAAAAAGCAAAACAAUUAGUGGCCUUAUUAAAAGAUGAUGAGAGAUUGAGAAAUGAGCGGGCUAGAGCAUUGAAGGCAAAAGAGAGAUUUGCACAGUCGGUUAGUGGUUUUGGAAGUGAUGGUCUGGACACAAUGUCACCUGUUAGUAGUGAUUUUCAAGAUUGGGAACCUUGUCAUUUAUCCGAAUCAGCGGCUAGACGUACAACGGAAUUGGAAGCUGCAAGACCGCAAACGGUAGGAGAGGAAGAAUUACAACUGCAGCUGGCCUUGGCUAUGUCUAGAGAAGAAGCAGAACAAGAAGAACAAAGAAGACGCAGCGAUGAUGUCAGAUUGCAGUUAGCCCUCAGUCAAAGUCAGCAAGAUUUUAAAACUCCGCAAUCCGAAAAGCAAAGUCACAUGUUGGAUUUACUCGAUGUAAAUUUAGGAGAAGCAAGCGGUUCUUCAGUACAAACUGAUCCUUGGGGUAUCCCGAUAACAGCACCACCGCCUAGACCACAGCCACAGAAUGAUCCAUGGAGUGUUCCAACAACAAGUACCACAUCACCCGCGAUAGACCCGUGGACGCCUGUUCCUCCACAAAGACCAAGAUCCUCAGCUGCCACUAUCGAUCCAUGGCGUGCACCUGCUCCAUCUCCUGCUACAGUCGUAUCUCCACCUCGUACCAACGAUCCUUGGUCACCAGUUCCAUCUACUACCACUACUGAAUCGGAAACGAAUAAGCAGGGAGCUCAAGAUGGCGCAACAUCUCCAUCACCAUCUUUCAACAAUUCAAACUUGACACAAAACAUUGGCUUCGCGAUAUCGUCGCCUCAAAAUAUAGGUUUCAAUUUGCCACCAGUAUCUUCAGCCGCUACUACCUUCAGUACUAGCAAUGGUUUCAACGGCACAGGGCCAGGCUUCAAUAACUUUCCUACUCAAAACAAUGGCGCUGCAACGAGUCCCCUCAGCGAUUUAGACGAAUUUGAUGUGAUUACUAACAGGGGAAAACUCGGAGCAAGUCCGCAGACGGUGAACAACGGUGGUACAUCAUCAGGAGGAGAUCCUUUCGAUCUAGGUGGCAUGGCUGAAACUCUUCCUGCCAGCACCGGUGCUGUGAAAAAGACACCACAAUCCUUUUUAGGAGAAAACUCUGCACUUGUUAAUUUAGAUAAUCUUGUCAGCGCUACGGCGAUUAAGCCAUCAGCUCCUGCGCCAGCGGCAACCAUCUCAUAUUCAGCAAAUCCAUUUGCAACUGUGACGCCACCACCCCGUCCUACAAUCAAUCAGAUUCGACAGGAUCCAUGGACAGCGAAUACAACUACGGCUAAUCCGUUCCUCUCGUAGCCUGAUCGAUCAAUCGAAAACUUUGUAAUUACUGCGUCCCUCGAAACGUGAUCUGCAGUUCUACAUGUACUAUUACGGUAUAGAUUUCGGUUUACGGUAAAAAGAGAUAUGAUUUUACUUAUAGCAAUUAUGAGCAGGGACAGAUGUGAAUAAGACCAAUAAGAAGGCGGAGGAAACAUCCCCAUCAAUGAAAUUUGAUUAAUAAUUUAAAACGUUACUUUUUGAUAAACUAUAUUACAGUGCACUUAUGGAAAAGCUCAUUGGAAAAGUCUCUUUUUUGCUUCUUUUUCUUUUAAAUUUCCCUUUGCAUGUAUUACUCACUUCUUAAACUUUAUUGUGGAAUAAUCACCUAAAUAAUUAACUAGUAGAAGCAUGGCAUAUUGGUAAUUAAGUGAUGGUUGGAUGGUUAAAAGGUACAACAUAAUAAUACAAAUCAUGUUUUAACUUUGAACGCUUAAGUAAUCCCAAGUACGACUAGAUUUUAUAUACACUUCUUUCUCUAUAUGAUCUAUUUUCUAUGUAUAAAUCAAUUCAGGGAAAGAUUGCUCAGCAAUAUCGCUUCACUGCUGGGGAAGAAUGUAAAGUUAUUGCUGAGAAAGAAUGUAAAGCUGAUAGUUUGAGAUCAGUUUAUGCGUUUUUGUAUACACGCGUUUUCUAUAGUAAAAAAAAAAGGGAAAAAUGAGAUCGUGAGACUGUAAUCAUGAUUUGCAAAAGCAUUAUAAGUCUGUUUUUUAUAACUGAACUAGUGUACACUUUUGGAAAAGUGAAAUAGGUAUAUGUUUAAUAUUUGGCUAAAGUGAGAAAAAAAUUCUAGUGCAGGAAUAAAAAACAGACCCAUUGUAACGAACAGAGUUCCGUUCACCGUUAUACGCUUAAGAUGUGUCGAUUAUGGUCUGUAAAAAAAAUUCGAUGUUGUGGCUUGCUUUCUAAUACAGAGAAUCCGUAAUACGGGCAGCUACUGUGUUGCAAAGUGUACACGAAUUUCUUAUAUAGCUAUAUAGCCAGUCAUUCACGAAUGACGUACUGCGACCUAUGGCACACCAAGGCACUUCUAAAUGAAAAUGCAACUGUGAAAGUAGCAUCCACCAAACGAUACGAACAUUAAGAAAAUAAUCCGUAUUGUUUUUGCUAUCCGGAUUUCUGGUUUUAAUUGACUAUGUGCAUGUUCAUGCAGAUUUGGUAUAGCUGAAGAAUCAAACUCAAGAGUGAUAAGAAUUGUCUCUAUCGCAUUCGAAAAUCAUCGAUAUUUAAAUCGAAAUAACAGUGUUAUUUCUAAUCCACUUUCAAUUUAACAUUUGCGUCGACGUCCAAAGUUAUGUAAGAGCUCAAUCGCUCGUAGGAUAAAUUUAUAACAAGUCUACAAGA
Molecule: messenger RNA, 3526 nt
Organism: Acromyrmex echinatior (Panamanian leafcutter ant)
Lineage: Eukaryota; Metazoa; Arthropoda; Insecta; Hymenoptera; Formicidae
Gene: lqf
Product: epsin homolog lqf
Biological process (GO): endocytosis
Cellular component (GO): clathrin vesicle coat; plasma membrane; endosome
Molecular function (GO): phospholipid binding; clathrin binding
Source: RefSeq, a predicted model, not a curated record